Molecule: messenger RNA, 1354 nt
Organism: Rhodamnia argentea
Lineage: Eukaryota; Viridiplantae; Streptophyta; Magnoliopsida; Myrtales; Myrtaceae
Product: zinc finger protein 1-like
Exons: 1
Coding region: 316-981 (221 amino acids)
Biological process (GO): negative regulation of abscisic acid-activated signaling pathway
Source: RefSeq, a predicted model, not a curated record
CUCUCUCUUCCAAAACUGUCCUAGUCCUAGUAUCCUAGUCCUUCUAUAUUAAGACCUUGUAACUGCAAAACAGGACCAGUUCCUUCCAUACAUAGCCCAGAGCCUUUAUUACUGGCCCAUCAAUAAGCAUUUGAAUUUGAAUAUAUUUUCUGUGCUACAAAAGGUUAUCUCCAUGGCACAUAACUGGUAAGCUGCUUUUGCUAAUUACCUCCACAUCACUGUACCCUCCAAAGCGAGAGCAGGUCACUCAGAAAAAACCAACAUCAUCCUAUCAUCUGAAGCUUCUUCGCUUGUGAAAACCUUUUAUCUUAAGCCAUGGAGGGGAUGCAGCAACUAGAGGAAGAUCAUCAGAAAGAGAGAGAAAGCAAGAAUUCCGCUCUUAUCCUGGAUCUAAGCCUCUCUAGGAAAGAUUCCUGUCACGGGUCGAAUCCAGAACUGGAUCUCAUCCGAGGUUUCGACUCCGAUUCACCUCGUAACUCUGAAGGCGCCCUGCAAGGUAGUGAAAACGAGCCAAGAGUGUUUUCAUGCAACUAUUGUCAGAGGAAAUUUUACAGCUCUCAAGCACUCGGAGGCCACCAGAAUGCGCACAAGCGAGAGCGGACACUAGCAAAGCGGCACCGAAUCGGUGGCUUUGCUUAUUCCAGCAUGGCCUCCCUGCCUCUGCAUGGCUCUUAUAACAGAUCUCUCGGCAUUCAAGUGCAUUCUAUGAUCCACAAGCCGUCUCACACUUAUGGACAAGACUGGUGGACUCGGCAAUCGCUGAAUCAGCAGCCUGCAGUUGGAAGACUUGCGGUACAGGAUUCUUUUCGUGUGGGAAUAACCACCACAGGAUCAUCAUCAAAUUCCAGGAUCGGCAGAUUCGAUGGAGUCAGGAAGCCUUCUGCUGCUGAGGGGAUGGGAGGAUUCUGGUGGGGCAGUUUGAAUCAUUUGGAUACCAAAUUAGAUGAAGUGCAGAAAAUUGAUUUGUCCCUGAAACUCUGAGCUGCUUUCUAUCUUCCUUUUUUCUCCUUUUUUUGCUUUGUCCAAGCGAAAGUACUGGCAUUAUCUUACUUCUUCUGGCAAAGUUAGUUCAUUUUGUUUCAGUUUUAUCAUUCUGUACAUGGUUUUCUAUACUAAUUUCUAGUACGCUUCUACUGUCUCCUAUGAGAUGGAAAUCUGAGUUUCUGGGUCCAGAAUUCAGUUUUCUUAGCAGUAGCUGAUAGGAGUGAAAAAACACAAGAAGAAGAACUCAAACUUUUAACAGCUGCAGUACCUCUCACACAGUCACAAUAUUAAGAGAUUUUCAUGGGUUACCGCUAGCUGUAAAAACUGGUAUAGACAACCAGUGCAAAGGGCACCUGUAAGCAUUGCAUUC